Entamoeba dispar SAW760 is the source of this 561-nucleotide messenger RNA. RefSeq lists its product as uncharacterized. The transcript has a single exon. The coding region runs from base 1 to 561 and encodes 186 amino acids. The record is from RefSeq and is a predicted model, not a curated record. Lineage: Eukaryota; Evosea; Mastigamoebida; Endamoebidae.
AUGGUCAUUCAUACACUUGAUCGAUAUCACUUAAUGAUUGUUUGUAAAUAUUUAAGAACAGUAGAAGAUUAUUUGAACAUUAUUUUUAUAAACUCAAAAUACAAAGAAAUACCAGCAAUGUUUCAUUAUAAUCCUAUUUCAAUAAAUAAACAAAGUAAAAAGUUGUUUAUUAAUAUUGAAAGUCAAUUCAUUUAUAGUAGAUAUGAUGAUUUAAUUAAUGGAAUGAAUAAUUACAUUGUUUGGUAUGGAUGUGGAUUAAAAACAGUUAAAUAUUAUAAAAUUUAUUAUUCUUUACGACCGAUAUUUAAAAGACUUUAUUUGAAUUAUACUCAAAUGAAAGAUUUUCAUAAAGAACAAGGAGAUAUUAUUUACUAUGGUUUUUCUGAACAUAUUAAAUCAAUUAAUGUUAUUGAUGUGUCUAAUUUUUAUGGACUUUCAAGAGAAUGUUUUAAAUUUAAUAAUAUUACAAGUGUUAUUCUUGGACAUCAUAUUAGAGAAAUACCACCAUUUUGUUUUGAUAGAUGUGGAUUAAAACAACUUGAUCUUUUCUUAUAUAACUAA